Molecule: messenger RNA, 899 nt
Organism: Raphanus sativus (radish)
Lineage: Eukaryota; Viridiplantae; Streptophyta; Magnoliopsida; Brassicales; Brassicaceae
Exons: 1
Coding region: 86-643 (185 amino acids)
Biological process (GO): tRNA wobble uridine modification; protein histidyl modification to diphthamide
Cellular component (GO): nucleus; cytosol
Molecular function (GO): metal ion binding
Source: RefSeq, a predicted model, not a curated record
GCAACCGAAAUCAAUUGUGAAACCAGAAUUGCCUUACCCUAACAACCCUUUUGGUGAAUCGUAAUUUCACAAGGAUUCAACAAUCAUGCUUCUGGGUGAAACUUCUCUCCUCGAGACAUACUACGAGAUUCUCUCCGUCAAAGAAGAUGCGAGCUAUGACCAAAUCCGCAACAGCUACCGAUCCGCCAUCCUCCACUCACACCCAGACAAGCUAAGCAGCUCUCGUUGCAGCUCAGACGAAACGUUUCUCAAGAUCCAAAAGGCGUGGCAAGUCCUAAGCGAUGCAGAGCUACGCGUGGUUUACGACAACGACCUUCGGUCUUCGAGACAGGACGGAGGAACCACUGCUGAUGAGAUUAGCAUAGAGGAUAUGUCGGUGGAGAUCACUGGAGAAGAAGACGUGGAGAUUUUUUAUCAGUGUAGGUGUGGUGAUUACUUCUGUGUUGAUUCCUCUGAGCUUGAAACGAUGGGGUUUGAGUUGUUGAGAGACGGUGGUUGUGUUCGAGUUAGGAGAUUGGGUGCUUCUCUGGCGUCUGUGGUUCUUCCUUGUGGGUCUUGUUCUUUGAAAACAAGAGUUUGGGUUGAUUCUGAUAUGAAGAUUCCUUUCCAGGAUGAUUUAGAUAAUUUAGGAAUCUUAUCUUAGAGGUGAACUCCCUCUGCUUGAGGAUGAUCUUUGAAUGUGUGGAUACAUUCUUUUAGGAGAAGUGGUCUUACCAAUGUGAUUUUGGUUGGUUCAAGAUUCGGACACUCUUCCACAAGCUUGUUUCUUUUGUGACUUGUGUGUACCUCAUUUUUAUAUUAGCUGGAGAGCUUUUAGUUCUGUAAGAAUCUUAAAACUUUAAUGGGAAACAAAAGGGGCAUUUGGAUUUUCAGUCCUGUCUCGUUUUUUUUUUAAUUUC